AUGCGCGUAUCGUUGGCUAAAUUGUUCGCCCUAGGCGUCCUCGCUGGGUCUAGUCAGGCGAGUCCUGUGCAACCACAGCAUACACCUCAAGUGCAUCCCUUUACCGUUAAUCUCUCUUCGAGGGUACCUCGGAUGCUGGAGCAGAUUCGUAGUACUCAGUUACUCUCACAGCCGGUCUACAUUGACACAGGGAAUGCCAACGGAAUCACUUUACAUGAUUUAAAAUCAUUUCAGAAGCAAUGGCUGACAGCGUUUAACUGGGAAAGCGAGCAAAAGGAGAUCAACAAAUUCAAGCACUACACAACCCUCAUCGAAGGCUUGACCAUCCACUUCGUCCACGAAAAGUCCAACGCCACGGAUGCAAUACCACUAGUUCUUCUCCAUGGCUGGCCUGGUUCUUUCCUCGAGUUCAUUCCCAUCAUCGAAGAACUGACCAAGCAAGCGACAACGGCCAGCGGCAAAAAAGUGUCAUUCGACGUAAUUGUGCCCUCUUUGCCAGGAUUUGCCUUUUCGUCCGCUCCUCCUGUCAAUUGGACGUUUCCUGACUCUGCGCGUCUAAUUAACACACUGGUAACGCAGGUCCUGCAUUACGAUACCUACGCUCUAUUUGGAACUGACAUUGGUGGUGGUAUCGGUUGGGAACUCUACGAUCAGUACAAUACAACCGUUCGCGCGGCCCAUCUGGCGUUUCUGCCGUUUCUGCCUCUUAACUCUGCACAACUUGAUGCUCAAAAUAUCACCCUUAACUCACUGGAAGCAUUUGAGGAGUCUGUAACAACGGAAUGGAGCACCACCGGAGAAGGCUACUUUCUUGAGCACACAACAAAAUCUAACACAACAAAGCCCAACACAAUUGGAUUAGCCCUUCAGGAUAACGCAGUUGGUCAACUUGCUUGGAUCGGUGAGAAAUUUCUCAACUGGUCUGACCCCUCUGCCGGGAGUGCACCCUCUAUCCUUACACACCAUGAGAUCCUUCGCCAUGUCUCUCUCUACUACCUGACGGAGAGCUUCGCCUCGUCGGUGGUCAUCUACGCACAAAAUCCACAAGGCUUUAGUUCGGCGUACAGAAAGGCUCGUACCGAUGCACCACUUUUGUUCAGUGCGUUCAAAUACAAUGUGGGCUUCUGGCCACCAGCGUUGGUGGCGCAGACAGGGAAUUUAGUGCUGUAUAAUAAUCACAAUUUUGGGGGUCAUUUCCCAGGUUUAGAUAAUCCACCAGCAUUAUUAGGAGAUUUGAGAGAGAUUGGAAAUUAUUGGAAGUGA
Trichoderma gamsii is the source of this 1263-nucleotide messenger RNA. RefSeq lists its product as hypothetical. Gene Ontology annotation, biological process: epoxide metabolic process. The transcript has 5 exons. Gene Ontology annotation, molecular function: epoxide hydrolase activity. Bases 1 to 1263 code for a protein of 420 amino acids. Lineage: Eukaryota; Fungi; Ascomycota; Sordariomycetes; Hypocreales; Hypocreaceae. The record is from RefSeq and is a predicted model, not a curated record.